Zophobas morio is the source of this 2254-nucleotide messenger RNA. Its product is annotated as transcription factor GATA-4-like. Gene Ontology annotation, biological process: cell fate commitment; positive regulation of transcription by RNA polymerase II; negative regulation of transcription by RNA polymerase II. The record is from RefSeq and is a predicted model, not a curated record. Gene Ontology annotation, molecular function: zinc ion binding; RNA polymerase II cis-regulatory region sequence-specific DNA binding; DNA-binding transcription factor activity, RNA polymerase II-specific. The transcript has 9 exons. Lineage: Eukaryota; Metazoa; Arthropoda; Insecta; Coleoptera; Tenebrionidae. Bases 94 to 1731 code for a protein of 545 amino acids.
ACCGCUUCGUGGUUCUUGCCAUGACUGUUGUGCCCGAGUGUUAUAAACGUUGCAGUUGGGUUUGUUGAUAGUGGUUGAUUUGAUAACACCGAUAUGGCAACAAAACCAGAUUAUCAACGACCAUACGCUAUUGAUGGUCGCUACAGCGAAGAACCUACACAGUACAGUCCCGCCUCCCAUCAUGAGGGGGCCGAGCCUUCGCCCCACUCCCGAGCGACAACGCCUCUCGAAUCUCUGCCCUAUACAACAGAAGCCGAUCAGGAAAAUUACCCAACCAUGAUGCGGGCAGAAGGGGAUUACAAUAUCCUUUUCAAUAACACGAGGAUAGACGAGGUACCAAUUGACGAAUCCCCGGGCACGGAAUACCUUCAACUAGGCACAGUACAUAACGUUUCUAAUGGAUCUCCCAAUGGAAGUGCUAAUUCUAGUUCAGGAUCUCCUAGACGUGUAGCAUUUACUCACCUCGGUUCCAUUCCUUCAGAACAUCCCACCAACAUCGAAGGAUCCCAUCUCACUCAGUUAACUAGCCAUAUAAGUUACACAGGAGAAAUCGAUUCACCAUCUGGAGUUAAUUUAGCCAGUACUAUAUAUCCACGAAACACCACUAGUUAUACUGCGGGAACAAUGCCGUACUAUGGAACAGGAUCACCAGAAUUAUCCUCGCCCUCAGCUCAGUUGUGGAGCAACUCAGGAAUAAAUUCUAACGCUGGUCUGGUGCUAGCAGAAGAAUAUCCAAAAGGGACGUCCUCUACGACAUUACCUGCCUUCAAUAGGUUAUCAACUCUUCACUCAAAUUCGCAUCACAGAAGUGCCCCUUACACCGUUCCUAGUUCAUCUAAUUACAGCGAUUGGCAAUAUUCGGAACCAACUGGAACUCUUCAGUACAAUAUCUUAAGUCCUGGUGGUGCAAGAAAUAGACCUUUAUCGGCAUCCGCGUCCCUUUCAGCAAUAGACCCUCGCACUGCCGAGUAUUUUACUGAAGGACGAGAGUGUGUGAACUGCGGUGCCAUCGACACCCCUUUAUGGCGAAGAGAUGGUACUGGGCACUACUUGUGCAAUGCUUGUGGCCUUUACCAUAAGAUGAACGGCAUGAACCGGCCCCUUGUCAAGCAGCCUCGUAGAUUGUCUGCAUCACGUCGCGUUGGACUUACCUGCACAAACUGUCACACAAGUACGACUUCACUGUGGAGAAGAAAUACUGUUGGAGAACCCGUCUGCAAUGCCUGCGGACUAUACUUUAAACUUCAUGGGGUUAACAGGCCUUUAGCCAUGAAGAAAGACAGUAUCCAGACAAGAAAGAGGAAACCAAAGGGCAGUAAGGACAACAGCUCUCGAAACACGAUUACCAAUGUUUUGGAGUCGACCAUCAAUACUAUCAAACUGGAGCAGAAUCUGCCAUCAGUUAAACUGGAACAUUCCACAUUAGAUAAUUAUAAUGAUUUGAGAUCGGUAGCGUCACUAAAUCACAUGCAACACAACAGUUCUUCAAGUUAUGUCUAUAAUAACCAGCCCCAUCAGCGAAUGUCUCCUUAUACGUCGCAGUCAUCACAAAUUACAAAUAGUUAUUUUGAUAUGCUUCAACCGUCAAGCCCCAGUCCGCCUUCCACGACAUCACCAAGUCCAAGCUCUCCACAUAUUGUAAAUAAUAACAAUAAUAACAAUACAAAGGUUAUUAUGAACGGAGAAAACAUUAACAUGGACAGACCAACAGUAGUUUCCCUAUCUUCAUAAUUUCUUUCCGAAAUACUGUACCAUAACUUACGUAUAAAGUUAUACAUAAAUGCAAUAAUAGUUUACAUGUUUAGGGUUAUUGUUAACAGCUUUUGAAUAAGUUGUUUUUGUAGUGUUUUUGUUUCUAUUUUUGUCUAGGAAAAUAUCCUCAGUUGUGUUUUAGGAUCUUACCAGUUUUGUAAGUUGUACAUCUAAUAAUAUUUUUAAUGAACAUUUGAGGAACUAAAAAUUUAAUAACGUGUCAUGACAGUUUUUGGGAUUCUUCUAGCUUUAUGUUCGUUCUUUUAUCAAAAUUUGAAAUUGUGAUAGACAAAUGGAUAUUUUUAGCACAUUUAUAUCACGAAGGAGUUGAAGUACAAAAGUAGUCUCAUAAUUAUUACUGUAUAUUAUAUAUACUUAAAGCAGAUUUCUCUGAAAUUACCAAAGACAAUUUGUAGUUUCUGAAAAUUACUUAGGUUAUUGUGUCUUUUUUGUACAUAAUAUUACUUUAAGAAUUAUGUUUUAGAAAUAUUGUUUUAUUUUU